Chilo suppressalis (striped riceborer) is the source of this 5231-nucleotide messenger RNA. NCBI's taxonomy places the organism in Eukaryota, Metazoa, Arthropoda, Insecta, Lepidoptera, Crambidae. The record is from the annotation of a GenBank genome assembly.
AAAAAAUUCUCACAGAGAAGUAGUGAUAUCGGGAAUGAUCCCAGUUUUCCAUGAAAAUGGAUAGUGAAAUAAAACCAAUGCACAAAAGUAAACACUUCCCUAUAGACCAGUUAGUGUGUGUCGGCAAUUAUGAAUUGGAAAAGACUAUUGGGACUGGCAAUUUUGCGGUCGUAAAACUAGCUACACAUGUUAUAACGAAAACUAAGGUUGCAAUAAAAAUCAUAGACAAAUCAAGACUAGACGAAGACAAUUUGAAAAAGACUUUUAGGGAAAUUGCAAUAAUGAAAAGGUUGCGGCAUCCGCACAUAGUUAGGUUAUAUCAGGUUAUGGAGAGUACAUAUACAAUAUAUUUAGUUACAGAAUACGCUCCGAAUGGAGAAAUUUUUGAUCAUUUAGUGUCACGGGGCCGAAUGCCUGAAUCAGAAGCGGCGCGUGCAUUCACACAGAUGGUGGCAGCCGUAGGAUAUUGCCACGCCAAUGGGGUCGUACACAGGGAUCUGAAAGCGGAGAACUUGCUGCUAGACAGGGAUAUGAAUAUUAAGCUCGCAGACUUCGGCUUCAGUAACGAAUACACCGCAGGGUCACCGUUGGCCACGUGGUGCGGCAGCCCGCCCUACGCCGCGCCGGAGUUGUUCGAGGGGCGCCGCUACGACGGACCCAAGGCGGAUAUAUGGUCAUUGGGCGUAGUUCUGUACGUGCUAGUGUGCGGGGCUCUCCCCUUUGACGGGGGAACGUUGCAUGAGUUGAGAACUGUGGUACUUGCUGGCAAGUUCCGGAUACCGUACUUCAUGUCACAAGAAUGCGAGCACCUUAUCCGUCACAUGUUAGUGGUUGAACCCGACAAACGUCUCACAUUGAAGGGGGUCGCCAGGCAUCGCUGGCUCGCCGCCACCGGGCCCGGCCCGCCGCACGAUGCGUCAGAAGGCGCUUGCUCCUGCCACCCCGCGGUCCCCGCGCGGGGGGACGAUCAUUGUCACGACACAGUACUGGCGCAUAUGCUAACUCUACCUGGCCUCACCCGACAUACUAUAUUACAGUCUGUGCAAGAGGAACGAUUCGACCACAUAUCAGCUAUCUACCACUUGUUAAUGGACAAAAUUCAGCAAAGACAUCACACCAGGAAUACGUUACAGCACAGGGAUUCAUUAGAUUCAACGACAGGACAGCCUUUAGAUCUCACUAGUUGUAAGAGUUCUGAUGAAGAACAGAUGGAGGCAGAGGAUUCCACAUCACAAGAGUGCCUCGUUUCCAUCCCCUGCAUCAAUGUAGACUACCUCACACAUAGAACGGAUAGUUUAGAAAAGUUCGGCGACGGCUCAAUAACAGUGGUAGAAGAGAGAUCACAUCUCCCUACAACCACUAACGAACCCCACGCCACGAGACGGCAUACGGUCGGCCCCGGCGACUGCAGGCAUACGCAGGGCGGGGAGCUGGGUGUUUGUGGCGCGGCUUCGGCUGAUCUGAGAGCUGCUCCGUUAUACGGAUCUGCACACUUCAAUCAACAAGCCGGUGCGAACGUAUCUCUCCUACCGAACACUAACUUGGCAGCGAAGCUACCAGCCGUACAGCAUCAACCGCCGAGAUAUUUCAGCGUCAAAGAUCAACAUUUACUGAAACCGCCGCACGCGAUGCAAAACCACGCGUCGUCGUUCGGUCGUCGCGCGUCUGACGGCGGCGCUCACGUCCCGCGCGGGAGGGAGAGAGCCUGCUGUCAUUCUGCGCCUGCGCAUCAUGCAUCAGACAGCGGCACCCCCCAACGCGGCGAGGAUUCCUCACAGACGGACGAACAUAAUGCCGAAUACAACACGAACUUGUGCAGGUACAUGUUGACGCGCGGCAGCGGCAAGCGGCAUACUAUAUCCACGCAGGAAGAAGCUAACGAUGCCACGGCUGUGUGCACUACUUUGCCAAGCACAUCUCCGUCGUCCACAACUAGCAUACGGAUGAGAAGAACGGGCUUACUGACUGUCACUGAACGACCGCCCGUUAUAAGCCCAGAGCUCGUUAUGGAAGUAGAGGCGAGAAUGAAGAGGAAUUACUUGCCACCAUCAAUCGGGUAUCAAUACCAAAACCAGGGAUACCAAAGCCCCCCAACACCCACCGGUAGUUUACAAAGCAUGCCCCAGAGUCCUACCCAAGGAUCAAUUACUGCUGGAACACCGAACUAUACAAACCAGAGUACACAGAAAUCGAUAAAACCAGUACUAGAGACCAUACCGCAAGGCACCAUGAUGGGUACCAAAGGGUCCAUAAUGAGCGGAACCCCCAUAACUAGUCAAGCCAUAUCCCCGUUCACCCCACCGCUAAUGCAAUAUUCCCCGAACCACGGAUCCGUAGGCACACAAAACGCGGGUUCCAUAACCAGCGGCACCCCUAUACAACAAAACCAGGGAUCCAUAGUCACAGGAACGCCAAAUACCAGUUUCGAUACCAAAACUUACGGCUGUUACAAUCCGAAUUACGCGAACAUCACACCGAACUUUACGUCCCAGAGUUAUAAUAAUAAUGGUUUCGGUGGGAGUAAUUUCGGUGGCAUACAGUAUUCGAAUCACCAAAAUAGCCAAGCUAUCAAUCAAGCAAUGCCUAGUGGGUCUAUAACGGCCGGUACUCCGUACCAAAACCCGGUAUCUGGACCUGCGCAAUACAACAGUAGGCAGAGAAAACAUUCGGGCCCGCAACGCGUCAAGCUGCAAACUUUGGCCACUGUCCAAGAAAUGGCUCGCGAGCACGCCGAGCGAUAUUCGCCGGUUCGGAGAGCGGAAUGCUCGCCGCCUCGCGUCGCACACGAUCUGGCUUCGGCGAAACUUGAAUAUCAACAAUUACAGCGUGGUCUGGAGAGACGAGGCGUGGCGGGCGCUUCUCCACCGCUAGCGGACGCGGCCCGCUUACACACGCCCGCGCCUAGCUUACCUGGAUCGCCCGUAGCCUGUGUAAGCGGGACGGCGCUUGAUUUAACGCAAGUGUCCAGUGAAGCCGCGCGAGCCGUCAUAUCCGCCGCCGCUCAUAUCAGAGACCCCGCCGCUGUCGAUCUGCCGGCCACAAUGUUGCUGACGCAGGAUCUAGCAUUGAAGCUGGGAAUCAACCUUCACACCCUUUGCUUACCUCACGUUAACGCUUCCCAAGAGAUUCUCAAAGCGAUACACGCGUUCAGUAAUUUCAGUCUCCUUUCCGGUCAUACUUCCCCUGUCACGCCAGGAUCGCCCUUACACCAAAUAACAGAAGGCCUAAGUUACCUUCACACCGGCUCAAUAACAAGGGGAACCCCCCAACCUAGCGCCACACCUUUAGACCUAAGAAGUAACGUAGAAAUGGACACACAACCAUACCCACAACUACACCCAAUGGUACAUCCCCAAUUACACCUGGUUACCCACAGGUCUUUGAAUAACUCCCCGAUUUCGAAUCCUGGGUCACCUUUAGGUAUGAUUCAGGAAGAAACAGGAAACGGGCAAAAUGGCGACCCUAAAUUUUUCACACAAGAAAUGACGAGAAGUUUACAGCAGCAAUUCCAGAAUUAUAUAUCCACGCAUCCUCAGAUCAGUCUGACUGAUUGUUUAGGCUCAGAAAUAACUCUUGUAGCUUCUUCUUCGGAAGACAGUAUGGACAGUUUAGAAAACACAAAAUAUUCCUUGCCACAAUUCGUGAUUUCCGAACCAGCUGAUUUAGAUGACAGGCCGUCUAUAACUAAAGGCAUAGGAAGGAAAAUAAGCCAAGAAACUGAAUCGGCGCCUGUGGAACCACCCAAAGAUUUAGACUUGCAUUUAGACAAAGACGCUGAAAUGCAGUCGCCUAAAGAAAGCGUCGAUGAGACCAACAAGUUCUUAAGCGAAGACUUGAAGUACUUGAGGCGGGGUAGCGAUAAAUCUUUAGGUUUUAGCGACGAUUCACUAAGCAACGAUUCGGCAAAUGCGUCGCCGAACUGCGAGCAAAACGUGCAUUCCAUAUACUCGAACAUUGUGUCCAUAAGCUCUGGCUUCAGCGAAAAUCGGGGUAGCUUUUCUGAACAUAGGGAGUCUUUCUCGUUCUCUGAUAGGGGUAGUUUCUCGGAAAGGGGGGAUUUUGGGAGAUCUUCGAUUUCCGAAAGAAGCGAUUAUGGUAGAGGGAGCUUUUCCGAAAAGGGGGAGACGCCUAGGUCUUCGUUCUCCGCCCAAGGGACUUUAGGAGAGGUGAAAGAGUUUUACGAGGAUUCUUAUAUGCCCAGAGAUAACAGUAGACAUUGCUUAGAGAAAUGCGACGAAGAAGGCCCGCCAGGGAGCGAAGAAAUAGAGAAAUUGCAGAGGUCUACGAUGGACUUGCGAUUGACCGAAGUCUGCAGACCUGAAGUACAAAAAAUACCCAUUUUGCUGAGCCCGCAGAAGGUCUGCGUAAUGCAAGAGUAUUACGAAGUGACUUUAUCAACUGUUUGCUCACAAUUGGACUCGCAAAGCAUAGUGGAGCUACUGAAAGAUGCCAUAAACAGUAGAGUACCGCCGCAAAAUAUCUUCGUGGAAACCAACGACCAGAAGGAUAGUGAAGAGGAAGCGUUGACUGGUUUCCUAAAUCUAGAAUAUUCUGGUGGCAUCCAGAUUGAACUGGUUGUCUGUGAAAACAAGGCGAAAGAGAAAAAAGGUCUGAAGAUGAGGAGGAUAUCCGGAGACCAGCGGGAAUAUGGCAAACUGUGCCAGCAGCUGAUCACCAGCUUGACAGUUUAACGACAGGUGUCAAUUUGACAGUUCUGAGGCUGUUGGUAUUGGCCACUUUGUUUUGAGAGAUUUAUGAGGUGUCCCUUAUAGUAGGAGAGCCCAAGCUCGGAUUUUUGGAUUUACUCGAGCGCGAUAGAAUAACAUAUGGGGAGCAACCUUGUACGUAGUUAAGUACUCCCACUAUACCUGAACCCUCUAUGUAGGGCCGAACGUCUAGGGCAGCAAAAACAAAGUUUCAACAAACGGACAAGACUUUUGGUCGGGUCCAAAUCGUCAGUCUUUUGAAUAGGAGCUUCUCGAGGGUUCACGUAACAUCCCUUUUCAAUGUCUGACGUACGGCCACCCCCAUAUCAUGCAAACCGCGGCAGAUCAAUAUUUUUUCCGUUCUUAGAAACGUUACAUGAACCCUCUAGUAGCUUAUAUUCAAAAUACUGAUGAUUUGGCCGCGACCAAAAGUCAUGGCCGUUUGUCCAAAUUUUGUUUUUGCUGCCUGUUGUAGACGUUUGGCCCUACAAAGAUGGCUCAGGUAUGGUGGGAGUACUUAACUAC